Molecule: messenger RNA, 2840 nt
Organism: Gopherus evgoodei (Goodes thornscrub tortoise)
Lineage: Eukaryota; Metazoa; Chordata; Testudines; Testudinidae
Product: zinc finger protein 501-like
Exons: 4
Coding region: 140-2050 (636 amino acids)
Biological process (GO): regulation of transcription by RNA polymerase II; central nervous system development
Cellular component (GO): nucleus
Molecular function (GO): RNA polymerase II cis-regulatory region sequence-specific DNA binding; DNA-binding transcription factor activity, RNA polymerase II-specific
Source: RefSeq, a predicted model, not a curated record
GUAUCAGCAGCCCGGGCUGCAGCGCUCCGGAUCUGUGGCUUUCUGCGAGGGCAGGAGGCAGCUUCGGGUUCUGCCAACACCAGCCCCUGAGCCGGAGCCUGCAGGAUUUUAGAUUCUCAAAACCUAGCGUGGUCUCCAGAUGGAACAAGGAGAACAGCUGUGGGUCCCAAAUCUCCAGGAUGCUGAGGAAAGGAAGAGUCCAGGACGCUCAUGGGCAGGGAAUGACUCCUGUCUGGAUUCUGUCUCUGUCCCAGCAGGUGAUGGGACGGUGAGUGAGAGUGAGGAGGAGAACCCUGAGCAAGAAGGUCCUGAGCAAGUGGAACUGCAUGAGGCGGGACCAGGGAGAUCUGAUGGGGAUGUUUCCCCUGAGCUGGGUGAAGCCUGCGGGAGUCAGGGCAGGUCAGAGAAGGAGCAGGAAAGCUACCAAGAGAGACAGGAGAAUCCUGGCCACAUUUUGGGACAUUUGGGGAGACACAAUGACUCUACAAUCCACAGGGGACUCUGCCUCGGGCAGAAACCCAACACGUGUGAGAACUGUGGGAAAAGCUUCAGCCUGAGGUCAAAUCUGAUCACCCAUCAGAGACUGCAUCUGGGGGAGAGACCCUACCAGUGCCCGGAGUGCGGGCGCUGCUUCAGCCAGAGCUCACAUCUCAUCACACACCAGCGUCUGCACACGGGAGAGCGGCCCUACCGGUGCCGGGACUGUGGGAAGAGCUUCAAUGUGAACUCAGACCUGAUUAAACACCAGCGAACGCACACGGGCGAGAGGCCCUACCCCUGCACCGAGUGUGGGCGGCGAUUCAGCAGCAGCUCCAACCUCACGAGGCACCAGCGUCUGCACACGGGCGAGAGACCCUAUCGGUGCGAGGCCUGUGGAGAAAGCUUCCGGGACUGCUCGUCCCUCACAAUCCAUCAGAGGGCGCACACAGGAGAGAGGCCCUAUGUCUGCCCUGACUGUGGGAAAGGCUUCACCGACAGCUCCCUCCUCAUCAAGCAUCAGAGGACGCACCAGACAGAGAAGUGCUUUAACUGCCCCGACUGCGGGAAAAGCUUCUCCACCAGCACAUACCUGGCCAGGCACCAGAGAACCCACCUGGCUGAGAAGCCCUAUCAGUGUGACGAGUGUGGCAGGGGAUACAGCCAAUUCGCUCACCUGACUACUCACCAGAGAGUGCACACGGGAGAGAGGCCCUACAUCUGCCCCGAAUGCGGGAAAAGCUUCACCACCAGCUCUGCCCUGACCAAGCACAAGAGAAUCCACACGGGAGAGAGACCCUACCAGAACAUCUGUGCUGAAUGCGGGAAGCACUUCUCCCGGCGCUCGCACCUCAUCAUCCACCAGCGCAUCCACACAGGUGAGAAGCCCUACCAGUGCUCCGAGUGCGGGCGCUGCUUCAGCCAGAGCUCCACGCUGAUCAGCCACCAGCGCACCCACACGGGCGAGAAGCCCUACACCUGCCCUGACUGUGGGAGGAGCUUCAGCCAGAGCUCCACGCUGCUGACCCACCACCGUCUGCACACCGGGGAGACACCCUACAAGUGCCUGGACUGCGGGAGGAGCUUCAGCCAGAACUCCACCUUCAUCAUCCACCAGCGCACCCACACCGGCGAGAAGCCCUACACCUGCCCUGACUGCGGCAAGAGCUUCAGUGUCAGCUCCUAUCUCAUCACACACAACCGCAUCCACCGCGGCGAGCGCCCCUACAAGUGCCCUGCCUGUGGGAAGGGCUUCAUCGACAGCUCCACCUUCGUGCGGCACCAGCGCACCCACACAGCAGAGAAGCCCUACCGCUGUGCCGACUGCGGCAAGAGCUUCAGCCUCAGCUCCUACCUUGUGAAGCACCGCACCCUGCACACGGGUGAGCGGCCCUACAAGUGCACUGAGUGCGGGAAGCGCUUCGGUGAGAGCUCAGACCUGCUGCGGCACCAUCGAACCCACACGGGCGACAGGCCUUUCCAGUGUGCCCAGUGUGGGAAGAGCUUCGGGGAGAGCUCCACGCUCACCCGUCACCAGAGGACUCACCUGGGCAAGGAUGCACCCAUCUACUAGCCACAGUACUUGGCACAGCCCCAAAGCCAUGGGGCAACAGCUGCCCCCCUCAGCUGAUUGACUGCAGAGGAGGCAGAAAAGAAACCUCCAUGAGAACUCAUUGCCUGGAGUCACCAGUUCUACUGAUAUUUGGUGUUUCUCUUAUAAAGCCCUAGCUCACAGAGUCCUGUGUUCAUUGCACUAGAAUCUCUACUUUCACUUAAAGAGGGGGAAAAAGAAAGAAAGAAAAAGUGAGUUUCUAACCCUUAUGGUUGUGGAGAAAAUCCAGAAAAUAUGACUCUUGAGGGCUCACAAACCAGAAGUCAAAGGAAAAAAAGGAACCACAAAUGUAUUGUUGUUUCAAAUCUCCCGAGUUUUUGAGGGGGUGAGGGGCCUGACUCGUAAUUUUUAACUCUUUGGGUUGAUGCUGCAUUGCAGGGCCAGAGCUGUUUUCUGUGCCUUAACUAACUUUCUUGACUAGAACAAACAAGUUCUGACCAUUAUGUUUUCAAUUAGUGGACCGUAUUCACAAAAGUAACUACUGUAACAACGUUUUAAAUGGGAAUUUCUUGGUUUUUUUAAUUAUUUUUAAGAAAAAUAGUAUGUAAAAACAUACUUUCCCAAGUUACUUGAAUCCUACAGGUUCAACUAGAAGAGUUUACAACCCCACAGAUUGUGCUUGUAACUCUAAAGAUCCCGCAUUGCUAGGAGUGGGUUUUGUGUCAUAUUGGCAUUGGCUUGAAGGGGUUAAUAAAACCCCAGUGUUACUGUUACAGCAUUAAAUGGUUAAUUUUGGUUUGCUUAAAGUCAG